This is a messenger RNA of Propithecus coquereli (Coquerel's sifaka), 2670 nucleotides long. It is a transcript of the gene CCDC191, whose product is annotated as KIAA1407 ortholog. The record is from RefSeq and is a predicted model, not a curated record. Gene Ontology annotation, molecular function: phosphatase binding. Lineage: Eukaryota; Metazoa; Chordata; Mammalia; Primates; Indriidae. Bases 52 to 2670 code for a protein of 872 amino acids. The transcript is spliced from 16 exons.
AGAGGAGCGGUUGUUUCAGCUUUGGCCGGGGUCUGGGCCUGAACUUGGAAAAUGCUGCUGACGCCCCAGGAAAGGUCCUCCUCGAAGAAGAGGAUGGGGCUGAAUCGCUGGAAACAGCUCACAAGAAAGCCGAAUCCCAAGCUUGCUUUUGACCCUGACAAGGUAGAACCCUGGAUUAAGAGAGUGGAAAAAGCUUCAGAACUUGCAGUUUUGAACGCAUUUCCUGCCAGAAAUUCAGAUUUACCUGGAAGGCUUUGGAGCCAAAUCAGAGAUUUGGAAGCAUCUGAACAAACAGAGGAUCAUGAUGAAGUCUAUGCAGAAGCUCAGGAGUUGGUCAAUGACUGGUUAGACGCCAAAUUUAAGCAAGAAUUAGCAAGUGAUGGAGAAGGUGAUACUGAAAACACUGUGUCAAGUAUCACUCUUAUGCCAGAAGCCAAUGGCCAUAUGAAAUAUGAUAAGUUUGAUGAUUUAUGUGGCUAUUUGGAGGAAGAAGAGGAAAGUACCACAGUUCAAAAAUUUAUAGACCAUCUGCUCCAUAAAGAUGUGGUGGAUUCUGGGAUGUUGGAAGAUCUUGGAAGGAAGGAAAACCAAGACAAGAAGCAGCAGAAGGAUCCUCGUCUUACCAUGGAGAUGAGACAUAAGCAGGUAAAAGAAAAUCGCUUAAGACGUGAAAAAGAACUGGAGUGCCAGAGAAUUGAGAAGGCCCUGAAAAAAUCGGCCUUCUUAGAAGCUCAGUGUCUGGUGCAAGAAGAGAAGAAAAGGAAGGCUCUGGAGGCCAAGAAAGAAGAAGAGGAGAUUCAAAGGGAGAUGGUAAAGCUGCGGAGGGAGAUAAUUGAGAGGAGGCGCACUGUGGAAGAAGCAUGGAAAAUAGAGAAGAAAAGGCAAGAAGAAAAUUCUCAAAAGAAUCUAGAAAAAGGCAUGUUUCGAAGUGCUCACAUUCUUCUGGAUGAAGAAAAAAUGGCGAAAGAAAGAAAAAGGAAACUGAAAGAGUUAUUAAUCCAAACUUUCAAGGAAAAUCAACAGUGUCAAAAACGGUAUUUCUCUGCCUGGCACAAGCUGAUUCUCGAUCAUAGGAUUAAGCUGGGGAAAGCUGGGACCCUGUCCGACUGGAAGAGUCAACUGAAGGUCCUGCGGGCCUGGAGAGACUACACAAGAUCCCAGAAGUUGCAGCGGGAGACUCAAGCCUGGGAAAAUGAUCUUAGAGAAGAAAACAGAAAACAACAACUGGCCACUGAGUAUAACCGGAAACAAGUUCUCCGACACUACUUGACAGAAUGGCAGCAUUGGCAUGGUGCAGAGCUCCUGAAGAGACAGCUGGCUCAAACAAAGGAGGAAACUAGGAAGAAAAUGGAUGAGCUGCUGAAGGCAGUGUCACUAGGGAAACUCAGUACAAAUGGGUCAUCAGGCAUCAGUCUACCUGAGGAGGCAACAGCCAUGGUGGGUCCACUGGUAAAAAAUGGAGAGGUGACUGCCGUGCCCUCUUUGUGGGAAAAGCCUCCCUUGGAGAGCAAUGGUUGUAUGUCCAGCCCUCCCCUAGGAACAACAGCAAAGGGCAACUUGCAGGGUCCACUUCAGAAUGUCCCUCUGAACACAUCUGACAAUAAGCAGCACAAGACCCUGGAUGCUGAGCCCUCCCAACAGCCUGGCAGCAGCGAGAAGCUCAGAACCACAUGCCAGAAAGCAGAACCCAUUUGCAUGGGUCAUUUCCACAACCGCCUUGUCUUCCAGCAACAGCUGAUUGAAAAGCAAAAGAAGAAACUUCAGGAACAGCAGAAAACAAUUCUCGAGCUGAAGGAAAACCAGCGGCUUGCAGAGGCUCAGUGGGCAGCAGAGCGAGCCACAGCAGUCACAGACACACACAGGCGCCUGCUGUCAAAUCCCAGAGGAGAAGAGGAACCCAAGGGAACCUGCCAGAUGCUUCCAAAUUCGCCUGUUGCUUCCCCUGGGACUGAAGGCAGUAGAAGUGACUCCCGCAAUUCUCUUUCUGGACCCAGAAGGAACCCAAAGCAGCUGAUGACAACCCAUCCCAUAUUGAAAGCUAUGGAAGAGAGAGCAAUUCAACGAGCUGAACGUAGGCGAAUCUUGGCAGAAAGGAAGAAAAAACAAGAAGAAGAGAAAUUGGCCCAGUUGAAGGCCCAAGAGGAAGAGCGUCAGAAAAGGGAGGCAAAAGAAAAGGAGGCAGAACUUGAGAGAAAACGAGAAGAGAAGAGACUGAGGAAAAUGAAAGAGCUAGAGAAGCAGAAGAGAAUUAAGAGGAACCAGCAGCUGGAAGCAGUGGCCAAAGAACACUAUAAAAAGGUCUUGCUAAGAAAAAAAGGUCUAGAGCCUUGGAAGAGAUUAAGAAUGCAAAGCAAGCAAAACAUGCAGGUGGCAGAAGAACAUCACUCUUUGGCCUUACAGAGGAAAUGCCUGCUGACCUGGUUCCAGUAUAGUCAGGAAAAUCUGGCUAGGAAGACGGCCCAGGCCGAUCAAUUUCAUUCCCAAACAUUGCUUAGGAGAGUCAUCCAGAGCUGGCUACAGCAUCUGACUCAUCUGGAGGAAGAAGUAAGAAAACUUUGUGUACAUUUUCUUCAGAAGAAGAUUUUCAGGGCCUGGUUUAACAUGGUCAGGGAGGCAAAGAUCGAUUAUCAGAGCAAGCAGAAGACUGCGGCAGAGCACAAUGACAGGUGA